Clarias gariepinus (North African catfish) is the source of this 2531-nucleotide messenger RNA. RefSeq names its product solute carrier family 37 member 4b (gene slc37a4b). Gene Ontology annotation, biological process: phosphate ion transmembrane transport; glucose-6-phosphate transport. NCBI's taxonomy places the organism in Eukaryota, Metazoa, Chordata, Actinopteri, Siluriformes, Clariidae. The coding region runs from base 494 to 1855 and encodes 453 amino acids. Gene Ontology annotation, molecular function: glucose 6-phosphate:phosphate antiporter activity. The record is from RefSeq and is a predicted model, not a curated record. The transcript is spliced from 10 exons. Gene Ontology annotation, cellular component: endoplasmic reticulum membrane.
CUUAUAUACAUGUGUAAAUUGCAGUGGCCAUGCAAUCAUGUUUUAAUGCUUCAAAUCUGCUUUAGAACAUGAAAAGAAUGUUGCCUUCCUAAAGAAAACAAUAGCAUGAUGCACGCGCGCGUGAUGCACCAUGCGGCAGCGCGUUGAUUGACAGCUCGGCAGCCAAUCAGAUUUCAGAUCGGGGAUUUUAAGGCGGGAGCUCCUGCAAGAACAAGCGGUUUUCAGCUAGCGUGUUCUCAGCAAACGGAGGUGCUUUGGAGAGAGACAAAGAGAGAGAGAGAGAUGAGCCAUCUGUGAUAAGCAUAAGAACAAGCAAAAGAAGCUAAAGGAACUUCUGAUUCUUCUCCAAACUCCACCUGCUUCUCUCGGAAUAGCAGAGAUGAUUCUCUGAGCCGACCUGUUUACUGAAAGCUCUUCUUCUUCCUUUUUUUUUCUUAAGGCUUCUGCAGCAUUUUUUUCCUUUAGAUCAUUCCUCAUCUCAGCGGUGGGAAUCAUGGGGGCUAGCGGUUAUGGCUAUUACCGCAUGGUCAUUUUUGCCUCAAUGUUCAUGGGGUACUUGUUGUACUACUUUAACCGGAAGACAUUCUCCUUUUUGAUGCCGUCAGUCAUGGCGGAGAUCGAGCUGGAUAAGGAGGAACUCGGUCUGAUCACGAGCAGUCAGACUCUGGCAUACGCCAUCAGUAAGUUCAUCAGUGGGGUGCUGUCCGAUCAGAUCAGUGCCCGCUGGCUCUUCUCCUCCGGCCUCCUCAUCGUCGGGGGCAUCAACGUUCUCUUCGCUCAGUCCUCAUCCGUCACAGCUUUCACAUUCCUCUGGUUUGUGAACGGCCUCGGCCAGGGAUUUGGUUGGCCACCGUGCGGCAAAGUGCUGCGCAAGUGGUUCGAGCCAUCCCAGUUUGGCACGUGGUGGGCCAUUCUGUGCUGCAGCAUGAACCUGGCUGGGAGUUUGGGUCCCAUCAUCACCACACUGCUGGCUGCGUACUACAGCUGGAGAAGCAUCAUCUGCGGCUCUGGGGUGAUCUGCAUGUCCUUCGCUUUUAUUUGUCUGCUGCUGGUGAAGAACGAGCCCAGAGACGUGGGCCUGCCCAGCAUCGAGCCUGGGACCAAGAAGGGCAAAGGCAGGAAAGGAACCCCGAAUGAUGAGAGCACCUUUAAGGAGUUCGUGCUCUCUCCAUACCUGUGGGUGUUGUCUUUCGGUUAUCUGGUGGUGUUCGGUGUGAAGAUCGCGUGCACCGACUGGGGGCAGCUGUUUCUCAUGCAGGAGAAAGGCCAGUCCGUCAUGAUGGGCAGUUCGUAUAUGAGUGCCCUGGAGGUCGGCGGAUUUGUGGGGAGCAUCGCAGCAGGCUUUAUCUCUGACAAAGCUGUUGCACGGCAAGGACUGGGUACACAUGGCAACCCUCGGCAUACGCUGCUCAUAACCAUGAUGGCGGGCAUGGCCGUGUCCAUGUAUCUCUUCCGAGUCACCAUCACUCCAGAUGUCACAGAAGAAGCUCCUCUCUGGGCUGUUGCUCUUCAUCCAGUCUCUGUCCUCACUGGGUUGUCUGAGAAAGAGCUCUGGAUAUUAACUCUCGGUGCUGCUUUCGGAUUCUCGUCCUACGGACCGAUCGCACUGUUUGGAGUGAUCGCUAGCGAAAGCGCCCCUUCGAAUUUUUGCGGGACAUCGCACGCAAUCGUCGCGCUUAUGGCAAACGUUGGGGCAUUUCUCGCCGGCCUGCCAUUUAGCACCAUCGCCAAGCGCUACAGCUGGGACACAGCCUUUUGGGUAGCGGAAGUGACCUGUGCCCUGACAACUGUUUGGUUCUUCAUGUUCCGCAACAUGCGCACGAAAAUGGGACGAGUGGACGAAAAGAAAGACUGAUCAACACACACCGAAUAUGACACACAACUCGAACCCUGUCAGUGUGAACUUACUGAACUACAUCAGGAACCGAGAAUCAUCUCUGCUCUGAAGAACCACUUUUCGUUUAUUGUACAGUAUUUGUAUUCGUUAUAAUAAGUUCAUCUGAAUGAUUCGUCAGGGGCUGAAGUUCUGCACUAGAACCUGGAAGGUUUUACGUUUACAGUCAGAUUUCAGACACGUCAUCCUUAAUUUAAUUGAUUUUGCUGAAUAAAUUACCAUAAAAUUAAUGACGUUACUUCAGAAUUCAUGCCCCAGGCUGGUCGAGCAGGUCUCACUAAAUCUCCCCUGCUUUUUAGGUGUUUAGAUUUUCUUUUAAUCAGAUUCUUAUUACAAGUUGUGAAGAAUAAAAUUUAAAUGAUUAGUUUAUUGCAUACUAUAUUUCCAAUACAGCACAAACAUGUCACUUGUAAUGUUGUAUUUCACUUUUAGGGAUAAAUUAAAGGGAUUUUAUUAAAGUUUAUUUAGACCAACUCAUGUAAUUAAUAAAAAAAAAUAUAUAUAUAUAUAUAUAUAUAUAUUUUUUGGUAAAAGUUUGCUGUCAUCAAGAAAGAGUACAGGGAAUACAACCAUAGUGGUAAAGAUAUCUCAUGUUAAACAAUGACAAAUAUUUGAAAGGUAAGGUAUGCAACAAUGA